Messenger RNA from Nezara viridula (southern green stink bug), 5350 nucleotides. The record is from the annotation of a GenBank genome assembly. NCBI's taxonomy places the organism in Eukaryota, Metazoa, Arthropoda, Insecta, Hemiptera, Pentatomidae.
GGUCGAGGUCGCAUCUUCUGUCGUCCGUUGUAUCAGUGUUGUUUGUUGUGUCGGUUGAGAGUGUGUUGUUUGUAAUGCCGUCUGAUGAGGAGGAGAGAUCCAAGACAGAGCAUGUCUCCAGGGACUGGCUCUACCGAGAGCUACGUUCCAACCCGGGCAGGCUCAUCAUUCUCGACUGCCGUUCUUCCAACGAGUUCGGCGAGUCCCACAUCAGGCAAGCGGUCAACUUCUCCAUCCCCAGCAUCAUGCUCAGAAGAUUGGCCGCUGGUAAGAUAGAUCUGGCCAGUACAGUUCGCUCCAGGGAACUAAAGGAGAGGAUUGUGAACGCUCUGAAGGAGAACGUCUUCGUCUUGUACGGUGACUCCAGCCCUCCAGAGAAGGGUAACGACACGAUCUGUAUCCUGUCGAAGAGGCUGGCUCAAGACGGUUGCCGCGUCGUCUGCCUCGAAGAUAGUUUUGCUCAAUUCCGAGCAAGCUAUCCAGAGUGGUGUGAAACCGUGGAUGACAGUCUCUCUGCCUCUGACCCUGACCUUCCUCUGAUGGGAUUAAGAUCUUUGCGCAUUUCUGCCUACAAUGCAGGAGGGCGCUGUGCCAAGUGUGACGAAUGCUCCUGUUCGCCACCAUGCCUUCCGGGGAAAUCAGGUCAUGAGGAAGAUUCUCUUGUCGAAAUCUUACCCUUCUUGUUUCUUGGCAAUGCUGCCAACUCUGCAGAUCUAGAGCUGCUUGUCAAGCAUGGUAUCAAGUACAUUUUGAAUGUUACUCCGGACCUGCCAAACGUCUUUGAAGGGAAAGGUGAGAUUCAGUACAUGAAGAUUCCUAUUGCAGAUCAUUGGAGUCAGAAUCUUGCAGCUCACUUUCCGAAGGCCAUCGAGUUUAUAGACGAGGCGAGGUCGAAGGAAGCUGGGGUUCUAGUCCACUGUGUAGCAGGUGUUUCACGUUCCGUGACUGUUACUCUCGGCUACCUCAUGUCUAGGCUGGGAUUAUCACUGAAUGAUGCCUUCGCCCUUGUUCGGACACGUAAGGCCAACGUUGCUCCAAACUUUCACUUCAUGGAGCAGUUGCACACGUUUGAACAGGAGUUGGCCGGGGGAAAGUCCUCAUCGAGCAGUAUUCAGCCAGCUGUCGGUACUUUCUUGUCGCCGGCAGGUAUUGGCCAAAGCCCAGACUCUGGAAUAGAGUUUGACCGCUGGACCCCAGGGACAGGGGAAUGACACGAAGAGGCAAGAUAUCCUUUCUAAGCUCUCUUCCAAUUAUCCAGGCUUGGCUUACUAUAUCAUUUUGUAUUUAGUUUGCCUUUUUUUAAUUUUAUUAAUUUGUAUAUUAACUGUGUAUUAUAUAUUUUUUAAAAGAAAGAAGUCCUGUUUUCUUACUUUUUUAUUGAGUUACAUAUUUUUAAUAUUGUCAUUGUUUACUUUAAUUACGCCCUUGCGGAUUUUAAGUUAAUUAUCAUUAUAUUGAUGAAGUCCAAUAUGUUAUUUGGAUUAUAGUGGGUUACAGAUCGUGAUCCACAGACACUACCAUCUUGCUUGGUUAUGACUAUUUUUCUUUUUGUACUUUAAGAUGAGUAUUGACGUUUGAUGUUGAAUUAUUUUUGACUAAUGUUGAAUUUAUUGUUACAUAAAGUUUUUAAAUAUUACUAAACAUCAAUAUAUGUAUGUGGUAUAUAUAUAUAUCACCUUAUAGGUACAUUGUUUCUUUCCCUCUCACUGUGUUAUUAAAAAAAAAACUGUUAAACGGAGAAAUGUGUAAAUAAGAGAUGCUUGUAUAUAGACAUUAAUGAAGGAUUAUAUGUUUUGGUCUUGUAUUGAAAUAAAAACGCUCAUGUCUGCUACCAGACAAUCCUCAGUGUAUAAAUGUCAGCCUAGUUGAGCCUCGAAGGGAAAUAAUGAUUUAUAAAUAUAUAUUACAUGUUACUCUAUAUAUAUAUAUAUAUAUAUAUAUAUAUAUAUAUAUAUAUAUAUAUUAUCUAGGUUAUAUGUGUAUGCACAUACUUUUAACUAUUGUGGCUAUAAAUGUGCCAUAGCCUUUGGUAUUUUGUUUCAUAAGGGAAUUGAUGAUCUCUGUUUUUUUCUUUAAAAUAUUUCUUUUCUGAAAGAUAAUUUAUUUUGUAUUUACUAUAUUAUAUUCAGUUCUUCAUGUGCAAUAUUUUAUGUAAGUUAUAAGUAAUUUAAAUUUAAUAAUACAAACUAAAGUGGCUUAUAAUGAAUUAUAUAACAUUCUAAUAAAAGAUUAGAAAAAGCUAUUGUAACACUUAAUAAAGAUUUCAUAUUGUCAAGUUAAAUAAGAGGUAUUAUGGUUCCCUUAUGAUGGUGCUGUGUAAGAUGAUCAUUGAAGAGCCCAUUUUCUUGAAGGAACUUGUCAUUUUUUUUUUUCUAAACAUUCCAUACAUUUCAUUUCUUCGAAUAGAAGUUGUAUUUUUGUAUUGAUUUUUUUUUUUACUAACCUUUUAAAGAUUUUUAUUCAUGUACAAAGUAGAUUAAUUUUUAUUUUAAGUAUUCUUAUUUUUUAUUUCUAUUAAAGUGUGUAGUGGGGACCAAUCGUAAUGAAACUAUUGAAAUUAUAGUAAACAUUCAUUACUUAUAUAAAUAUUUUUUAUUAUUGAUUUUUUUUUUCUUGUCUGAUUGCUAAUUGCUAUAAUGUCUGUCUUGUCUUUAUUUUGUUAUAAAAAAAAUCACUUGCAGUCUGACUUAAGAGUAAUUUCAAUGCAAGUUUCCUGCUUGCUAAAAUGUAACAGAAAAACAUAUUUCAAGUAUUUUAUUAUUAAAUUAUCACGAGUCCUCUGUUUAUUUGGACUCACAGUUAAGUGCUUCAUCAAAAUAUAAAUAAAUAAUUUUUUUUAAAUUCCAUUAUUAGCUUAAAUUUAUCAUUUAUUGUAUAAGAAUUCAUGAAAAUGCCUAUAUUUAAUGUAAUGUAUUAUAUAUUCUUUCUCCACUAAAAAGCAUCAGACUCAAAUACAAUUUUUAAAUUGAUCAUGUUAAAAGUUGUUGGUAUUGAUUUUAUUUAAAUGUUUGUAUGGUAGUAAUUAAAAAAAAAAAAUGACAUAUUUCUCUUACUGGUCUCACUAGGUUUGCCAGAUUGUAAAUGUAUUUUUUUGAAUCGUGCCACUUAUAAUAUAUUCGUAAAAUAUUUUUGUGCCAAGUAUAAAUAUUUGUGGCAUUUAGGGAAAGAAAAUUUUAAAAUUAAAAAAAAAAAUCUUUAAUAAUUUAUAUUGUCCUAUGUUGUUUUAAAUAAAUAUGUGGUGUAGCCAUUAUUAGAUCUGUGUAUAGAACUUGUCUACUGUAAAUUAGACUUACCUUAUUGUGUAAGUAAGGAGAGUUUGAGAUGUAGUUUUAAAAUUUCUCUGUAUUUUAUAUAGAAGUCGAAUGUGAGCGUAUCCCACAGGGUGCAGUGUUUUCUAAACAUUGGUAAUCUUUACUUCCAUUAUUUUAAAUAGAUCUGUCUGUAUAUAAAGGCUUGGUUUUCACUGAUUGACCAGAACUGCUAAAGUCAAAUUAUAUACAGAAAAUAUCUGCCAGUGCCAUCUUUAAUUGUGUUAUUAAGUGCCAUCAGUAUUUGUUCUGAUACAUGUUAGACUAGUCUCAAAUAAUAUAAAAAAUAGGCUCUUGUAAAUUGCAAAUUAUUUUUCAAUCUAUUUUUUUUUUUUAAACAUUUUUUAUUUUACAUCAGGCCUUAAUUUAAGAUACAAUUUCUAUUCUGUUCCAUCUUUACUUUCUUAAUUUAUUAAGCGGUUUUGUACAAUCAGUUUGAAGACCACAGGGAGUUAUAUUACAAUGUAAUAUGGAUAUUUUAAUCAUUCCAUGAAUUCGUAUACCAAAAAUAUAUAUCAGUUUUUAUUAAAUUUUUUAUGUAUUAAAUAUUUUGUAUUGUGCUUCAUUUUUGGGUGGGAUGGGAUGUACAUUUUAUAUAGCUCCCAUGAAACCGGUAAAAGACAAAGAUGGAUAAGGGACUAGGAAAUCUUUCCGUAAUAUGUUCUUUCUUCCUAGUCUACCUUCUAUGUCAGUGUAAUGUAUAUUAUUAUUAAUAAUAACAUAUGAAAGUCUUUCAAAUUUUAAUGUUAUAACAUUACAAAUAUUUAAUUUUAAAUUAAUAAGUAGAUGUGUUUAAAUUAUAAUGCAUUCUGUAAUGUUAGAUGUAAGAAAUAUGAAUCAUUUCUUCUAAAAAUUUGUUAUUAAUAGCUUACAAGAUUGCAUUUACCGCCAUAAUAUUGACCAGCAAGUUACCAAAUGAUGUUCUGUAUUGUUCAAGGUGUUACAGAGAUCUUUCUAAUUUGCUCUUUAAUGAAAAUUUAGAACUUUUACUCUUGAAAUUUUAUUUGGUCUGCCUAUGCAUAACCCAGCCCAGCUGUUUUACAAACAUCUGACAGUAACUGUAGUUACACCAUUAUCUGUUUUUAAACAUGUAUUUAAUAAAUAUCAUCUGUUUUAAAACAUAUGUAUUUAAUAUUUCUAAUUAAAUUAGCCACAUCAUAGUUGGUUUCUUAAUCUACAAUUGUUUCAACAAAAAUAUUCAUUUAUUGAGCAGAUUAGAUGAGGUCAUGAUCAUGACAUCUGGUUAUGAAUCCCUUUGAUAAAUGAAUCAUCUUUCAUUAUUAGAGUUAAUUGUUUAUUCAGGAAUAUUGUAACUAUAAUCAAUAUAUAUUUUUUUAUAUUGUUUCCUAAACAGAUGCAACUAUCUUCAUUUUGUUUGUUUGGUGAUAUGAAGCAUGUUAUAGUUACCAGAGUGACAGCGUAUCUCCUUUCGAUAUAACUAUUUCUUUAAGUGCCAAAGAUAGCAUGUGCCAAAAUGAGGCCAAGUCCUUUUACCAUCUCUAUUUCUUUUUCAUAUUUGUACGUCUCAUUUUUUUAAUUUUAUUUUAAGAAGAUUUUUAUAGAUUUAAUUUUGGAGUUCUUUCUGUUCGACUAUGGACUUAUUUUUAAUUUAUACAUUAUAUUGAUUGCAGAUUCACAUUUAUAACAGCUAUUAUUUAUUCAUUCUAUGCUAUUAUAAUGUUUAUUUUUGUUAAAAUAUGAUGCAAACAAAACCCUCUGAUAUGGAAUCAUUUAUGAAAAUAAUGUGUUAGAAAAAAAAGAUUUUCAAUUUGUUAUUUUAUUUAUGAGAUAUCUUUAAAACAUAAUAUACUUAAACUUGUUCUAUAAGCAACGACAAACAGAUUUUUCCUGUUUGCUAUCUUGAAAUAGUGAUAUUUACAAUAUAAAUAUUAAAAUGCACUAUGUAGAGUAUGUUUAUUAUAAUAAUAUAAUUGUACCUUGUAGAAAUUAUCGUCAUUGUAUGUUGUCAUCUGUGUAGUUCAAAAAUUCUCAAAACAGUUAGUAAAACUAUAAGAAACUGGAAUAAAGCAAACUUAACUAUU